AAGAUAUAUUUUUUUUUUAAAAAAUAAUAUUUGAGGGCCAGGUAAAAUGGCUCCUCGCGCGGCGUCCCCGGCGCUAUCGGAGAACGAGUUUGAUAUCACGAGCGCGCUUUUUCAAAAUGACAGCGAUUCCGAAGUCGAGAAGAAGUCUGUGACGAAGCGAAACACACCGGCCCAGAAUCUCGAUUUCCUUGGAGGAGAUGGCGGCGGCGACGACGACGACGAUGACGAUGACGAGGCGUUUAUUUCGCAGCAGCAGACGGCGGCGAACAGGAAGGCGGCGAACCUUAAGGGCCGUACGGUGAAAAAGGGCGGAGGUUUCCAGGCUAUGGGAUUGAACGCGAAUCUGUUGAAGGCGAUUACGAGGAAAGGGUUUUCCGUGCCGACUCCGAUCCAGCGCAAAACGAUCCCUGUGAUCAUGGACGAUCAGGAUGUGGUUGGAAUGGCCCGGACGGGUUCCGGAAAGACCGCUGCGUUUGUUAUCCCCAUGAUUGAGAAACUCAAGGCCCAUAGCACGAAGAUUGGAGCGCGCGGGCUUAUCUUGUCGCCGUCGCGAGAGUUGGCGCUGCAGACCUUGAAGGUGGUCAAGGAACUAGGCAAAGGCACGGAUCUCAAAUCGGUGCUUCUGGUUGGUGGUGAUAGUCUAGAGGAGCAGUUCGCUAUGAUGGCCGGUAACCCGGAUAUCGUGAUUGCGACGCCUGGACGUUUCCUGCAUUUGAAGGUCGAAAUGAGCUUGGAUUUGUCCAGUAUUCGCUAUGUUGUCUUUGACGAGGCCGACAGACUGUUUGAAAUGGGUUUCGCCGCUCAAUUGACCGAGAUUCUUCAUGGCCUUCCGUCAAGUAGACAAACUCUGCUUUUCUCCGCGACGCUCCCCAAGUCGCUGGUGGAAUUUGCGCGGGCCGGUUUACAGGAACCUACACUUAUUCGAUUGGAUACCGAGAGUAAAAUAUCCCCGGAUCUCCAGAAUGCCUUCUUCUCUGUGAAGACUGCGGAGAAGGAGGGUGCUUUGCUAUACAUACUGCACGAGGUUAUCAAAAUGCCUACAGGGCCGACAGAAGCUUCCCAGCGUCUGAAGGAGGAUGCCCACUCGAACGAGUCGAAGAGUUUCAAGAAGCGGAAACGAGCGGAAAUGGAUCGAGCCGUCAAUAUGAAAGAGUCUCCUACAAAGCAUUCAACCAUUAUUUUCACGGCCACCAAGCACCAUGUCGACUACAUAUACUCCCUUUUGCGCGAAGCUGGCUUUGCGGUAUCCUACGUCUACGGUUCCCUGGACCAGACUGCUCGUAAGAUUCAGGUCCAGAAUUUCAGGACGGGCAUUUCCAAUAUUCUGGUCGUGACGGACGUCGCAGCCAGAGGUAUCGAUAUUCCUAUUCUCGCAAAUGUGAUCAACUACGACUUCCCCUCCCAGGCCAAGAUCUUUGUUCACAGAGUUGGUCGAACCGCGCGUGCCGGCCGGACGGGCUGGAGUUACAGUCUUGUUCGCGACGCGGAUGCUCCGUACCUCCUUGACUUGCAGCUCUUCCUCGGAAGAAGACUCGUCCUCGGCCGCGAAUCCAGCGACCAGGUCAACUUCGCUGAGGAUGUGGUGGUCGGAAGCUUGCCACGGGACGGUCUCUCGCAGAACUGCGAGUGGGUAACCAAGGUCUUGGAUGACGAUACCGACAUUUCCACACAGCGAUCAGUCGCCUCAAAGGGAGAAAAGCUCUAUAUGCGCACGAGAAAUGCCGCCUCCCUUGAGAGUGCCAAGCGCUCAAAGGAGGUUGUAUCCUCCGAUAAUUGGACCACUAUCAACCCUCUCUUCCAAGAUGACGCAAGCCAGCUGGAAGCGGAGCGGGAAAAGAUGCUUGCCCGGAUUGGAGGUUAUCGGCCACAGGAGACGAUCUUUGAGGUGAACAACCGACGUGGAGGCAAGCAUGAGAAUGACGAAGCUCUUGACUCGAUCAAGAGAGUCCGAACCACUCUCGAUUCGAAGAAGAAGAAGAGGAAACUUGAGCAGUCUGAAUCACUCGAGGACGAUGACAACAACGAGGACGCUUUCCCUGACGACGACGAAGACAACACCGCCGCACAGGACGCCCUUGAGAACAUGUCCAUGGCAUCCGAGUCCGAUCUCGAGGUUACAUUCUCCUCCUACAACCAAUCCAACAAGGGCAAGAACAAGAAAGAUACGACCUCGUCCUUCCAGAACCCGGAUUACUUCAUGUCUUACACGCCUGCCAACACCUCGCUAGCCGAAGACAGGGCUUACGGUGUGCACUCGGGCACCAAUGUCAAUUUUACCCAAGCCUCGCGCGAUGCAGCGAUGGAUCUACAGACCGACGAAGGUGGACGCGGAUUCGCUGAGCCUCGCACGCUCAUGCGCUGGGACAAGCGACACAAGAAAUACGUGUCUCGCCAGAACGACGAGGACGGGUCCAAGGGGGCACGCCUUGUGCGCGGGGAGAGCGGCGCCAAAAUUGCGGCCAGUUUCCGGAGUGGACGGUUCGAUGCCUGGAAGAGAGGCAAGCGGCUGGGUCGCCUGCCUCGGGUGGGUGAGAUGGAGACCCCUGGAAUGGCGAAGGAACUUGGCUCCGCGAUGGGAGGCAAGCGGUUCCGACACCGUAAGGACCAGGCGCCUAAGAGGGCUGAUCCUCUCCGUGGCGACUACGAGAAGAUGAAGAAGAAGGUUGCGGCGGCGAACGAGAGAACAAUGACCAAGGUUGGGGGGGCAGCUCCAGGCGGCAGGAGCGAGCUGAGAAACACCGACGACAUCCGCAAGGCCCGCACGUUGAAGCAAAAGAGGAGAGAGAAGAACGCUCGGCCGGCUCGCAAGAGGUAGUAGCAGCUACAAGCUAAGCUUUUCUUAUACGAUACCGAAAUUCCUCCUAAA
Molecule: messenger RNA, 2866 nt
Organism: Aspergillus ochraceoroseus IBT 24754
Lineage: Eukaryota; Fungi; Ascomycota; Eurotiomycetes; Eurotiales; Aspergillaceae
Product: ATP-dependent RNA helicase DBP10
Exons: 1
Coding region: 47-2815 (922 amino acids)
Cellular component (GO): nucleus
Molecular function (GO): ATP binding; RNA binding; RNA helicase activity
Source: RefSeq, a predicted model, not a curated record